AUGAUCAAAUUAGCUUCGAACUUGCCUAUCAAGCGUUGGCUCUGAUUGAUAGGUGGCAUUCUCGAGAAGCCAGAUACGCCUGCCCCCAAAGAUGUCUGGACCCGACCUGUUGACCCGCUCAACGCACCUGAUGUCCCAACCAAAUUCUCCAUCACGUUCAGGGAAGGCAAGGCUGUGAAGUUUGAGGUAGAGGCUGGCCAGACUGUCACUGGUUAUCUUGAAGCCUCUUCUAGGUAA
Messenger RNA from Clonostachys solani, 237 nucleotides. The record is from the annotation of a GenBank genome assembly. NCBI's taxonomy places the organism in Eukaryota, Fungi, Ascomycota, Sordariomycetes, Hypocreales, Bionectriaceae.